CGAAGUUUUCUCCAUCUCCUUCUUCGUCUCCUUCUUCUUCCAUCCCAAAUUUUAGGGCUAUUGUAACUAAAUCACAUUUUGCAGAUUCUGAAUUUUCCCCGUUUUGACAUUUUUGUAAAUAAUAAUGUGUCGAUUAAGCAACAUAGUGGUGAGUCUCCUGAAUAGCUGCACCAUGAUCGUCGGCCUAAUCCUGAUUAUUGCGGCCAUGAACUUCCGCAGCCAUGGCGGCACCGAAUGCCAGAAGGUUCUGCAGGACCCGGCUCUCAUCGUCGGAAUCUUCUUCUUCAUCGUCUCCAUGCUCGGACUGAUCGGAUCCUGCUGCCGCCUCAAUUCCAUCCUCUAUCUGUAUCUCACCGUCAUGUUCUUGCUCAUUUUAGGGCUAAUGGCGUUCACGAUUUUCUCGUUGUUGGUGACGAACAAAGGAAUUGGACAGGCGGUGUCUGGAAGAGGGUAUAAGGAGUACCGGCUCGGGGAUUACUCGCACUGGCUCCAGAAUUACGUCGUUAACGACGAGAAUUGGAUUCACAUUAGGAGCUGUUUGGCUGAUUCCCCCAUUUGCCGGAGCCUGGCUGCUGAUUUCCAUAAAUCGCAGGCUGAUUUCUAUAAGGAGAAUCUCUCCCCCAUACAGUCUGGUUGCUGCAAGCCACCAUCCUACUGUGGGUUCGAGUUCAAGAACGCCACCUACUGGACAGGCCCGAAAACAGGCCCGGCAGUGCCCGACAGCGAUUGCAAGACCUGGAGCAACAGCCAGAACACACUGUGCUACGACUGCAAGUCGUGUAAAGGCGGAAUGCUAGCCAACAUUCGCAAGGAGUGGAGGCAUUUCGCCGUAUUCAACUCAUGCACUCUCGCGGUCAUCACUCUCAUCUAUUGCAUUGGCUGCUGCGCCACCAGAAGCAACCGCUCCAGCCAUAGGUAUAACAGAUACAAUGGCUAUCCUUAAAAACGAAUUCAUGAACAUUAUUAGGUUGUCUGUAGAUAUAUAUAUAUAUAUAUAUAUAUAUAUAUAUAUGAUGACAACAACUGCCCAAACUAUAGUUUCAUAGAUCUUUUUCUGAACUUGUUUGGGUUGUCAUGGUGAUGUGUGUUUUUGGUUCCUCCAAUUUGCAUCACGUAGACCUGUGUGGCCUGUUUUUCAGAAGUUUUUAAUCUCUGCAAUGAAAGGCUAUAAACAAAAGUUGUGCAGCCACCUAAGUCUUUUUCUUUCUCUUUUUCUUUUGUUAAGAAUUAUUAUCACUGAAUUCUUGCCAUAUUCUCCUGUUUACAGACAA
Momordica charantia (bitter melon) is the source of this 1271-nucleotide messenger RNA. Its product is annotated as tetraspanin-8. Gene Ontology annotation, biological process: auxin-activated signaling pathway. The record is from RefSeq and is a predicted model, not a curated record. NCBI's taxonomy places the organism in Eukaryota, Viridiplantae, Streptophyta, Magnoliopsida, Cucurbitales, Cucurbitaceae. Gene Ontology annotation, cellular component: membrane.